AUGUACUGGAAGGCACCGUCCCGGGAGCGCGCGGCCCCGUCCCGGCCCCGCGGGGACCGGCCCCGGCCGCCGCCCGGCUCCCCCCCCGCGGGCCCGGAGCACGCGGCCCCGUGGCUGCGGCAGGAGCUGGGCAGGCAGCGGGGGGACAGCGCCGUGGGGGGGGUCCUGCGGGACCUGCUGCAGCGCGUCCUGAGCCAGUGCGGCCGCGCCAGGGCCCGGCGGGAGCGGGUGCCCUUCACCGUGGGCCACGUGCGGGACGUGCUGCUGCACAUGGCCCAGUGGCGCUUCCCGCUGCGGGACGAGGGGACCCUGGAUCCCGAGGGAGAGGACGAGGAGCCCCAGCCCUGCACCAGCGACUCCUGGGCGGAGGGCGCCGUGCCCGUGCUGAGCACCCGGUGCUGCCCCGGCGAGGUCUCUGACCCAUGCCCCCCGCUCCAGGCUGGGCAGCAGGACCCCGAUGAGGUGGCGGACGCUGGAUCCUCCCCGGUGGAGCCCCCGUUCCCCGGUGAUGCCUCCGGCGGCAGUGACACCGCGCCGGGGCCGCCCCCGCCGCCGCAGGACGAGGCGGCCUCCGGUCCCCGGUUCUUCGAGGGCAAAUCAGCCCGUGCCCAAGCGCCGGUGCCGCGGGCAGCCCCGCUCCGCCCGGCCAGGCCACCCGCGCCACCGGAACCACCGGGGCCGGACCGGCCGCCCCGGCCCUGCGGCGGCGAGGAGGGGAGCGCCGCGCUCAGCGGCCACAAGCCGCGGCUGCCGCCGCUCUCCCGCAGCAGCGUCUUCUCGCUAUGGUCAGCGAGGGCUCCGUGCGGCAGCGUCCCGAGGCGGGGCGGCUCCGGCUCCGUGCUGGCGGUCCCGGGGCCGUGUCCCGGCCGGCGGCCCGAGCGCUGGAUCCGGCCGCACGUGGAGGUGCUGGAGCCCGGAGCCGGGCGGCGCAGCCGGGGCCCGGUCCCUGCGGCGGGGUCGCAGCCCCAGCCCGCGGCGGCUGAGUCCCGGCCGCCCCCCGGCGCCGCUCCGCGCCCGCUGGGCUCCCUGCUGGACCCGGCCCGGCUGGCGCCCGGCGUCUCCGUGCGCUGGGGCGGCUCCGUGCGGCGCGGGGGGCACGGGGAGCGGGAGCAGGAGCAGGAGGAGCCGGGGGAGCUGAGACCCGUCUGCCCCAGCGAGCCCCCCGCCGUCAUCGCGGCCGGGCGGGUGACGGGCGAGCAGUGAGCGCCGUGCUGCAGGCACCCAAUAAACCAAAGGCGUUGGUGUCACCCGGCUCCUGCGUCCUGGUGAAGAGCAGCCCCGCGGCCACGGGGAUGGCCCGUUUGGUCCCUGCACCCAAAGCCACCGCGGCCGGUGAGGCCGAGCCACCACGGGGCCCUUCGCCGGCUCUGCAGGGCUCCGGCUGCAAAACCGC
Molecule: messenger RNA, 1393 nt
Organism: Pezoporus flaviventris
Lineage: Eukaryota; Metazoa; Chordata; Aves; Psittaciformes; Psittacidae
Gene: CUNH2orf81
Product: chromosome unknown C2orf81 homolog
Exons: 4
Coding region: 1-1203 (400 amino acids)
Source: RefSeq, a predicted model, not a curated record